Molecule: messenger RNA, 849 nt
Organism: Rotaria sordida
Lineage: Eukaryota; Metazoa; Rotifera; Eurotatoria; Philodinida; Philodinidae
Source: the annotation of a GenBank genome assembly
AUGGCUCCACCAAAAUAUGGUGAUCUUAAUAAACAAGUAUCAGAUUUAUUUAAUAAAGGCUUUUUUUUUAAUUUAUUCAAACUUGAUGUUAAAACUCGUACAUCAAAUGGAAUUAAUUUUAAUGUAAUUGGUGAACAAAAUACCGAAACAGCACGAACAUUUGGUAGUCUUGAAACAAAAUAUACUGUUCCAAAAUAUGGUUUAACAUUUUUGGAAAAAUGGAAUACAGAUAAUUUACUUAAAUGUGAAAUAACAGCUGAUGAUCAAUUAGCACAAGGUUUUAAAGUUGUUUUUGAUGCUAGUCUUGUUCCACAUACAGGAAAAAAAACAGCUGAACUUCGUACAACUUAUAUACAUGAUAAAGCUCAGAUUGAAACAAAUAUUGGUUCGGAUGCUGCUGGUCCUAUACUUAAUGGAGCUAUUGUUUUGGGUUAUCAAGGUUGGUCAGCUGGAUAUCAAUAUGUUUAUAGUACAGCAAAAGCUGGAUUAACAAAAAGUAAUUUUGCUGUUGGAUAUAAAGCAAAAGAUUUUACAUUAUUUGCUAAUUUAAAUGAUGGAAAUGAAGUUGGUAGUAGUGUUUAUCAUCGUAUAAAUGAUCGACUUGAAACUGGUGUACAAUUAGCAUGGACAACAGGUACAAAUCAAACACGAUUUGCACUUGCAUCAAAAUAUCAACUUGAUUCUCAAACUGCAAUUGGUGCUAAAGUAAAUAAUAUGUGUCAAGUUGGACUUUCAUUUCAACAAAUUCUUCGUCCAGGCUUUAAAUUAACAUUAUCAGCUUUAUUUGAAGCUCGAAAUUUGAAUGCUGGUGGACAUAAAGUUGGUUUGGGAUUGGAACUUGAAAGUUAA